Molecule: messenger RNA, 2898 nt
Organism: Geosmithia morbida
Lineage: Eukaryota; Fungi; Ascomycota; Sordariomycetes; Hypocreales; Bionectriaceae
Product: Chromosome segregation ATPase
Exons: 2
Coding region: 1-2898 (965 amino acids)
Source: RefSeq, a predicted model, not a curated record
AUGGCUUCUUCUGUUGCUGCCGUGACAACAUCUUCUCCUUCUUCUUCGUCCGUCACCACCACCACUCUCAAGGCCGGACCUGGCAAUCGAUCCCUACGAAGACCCUUGGCCUCUCCGGCCUCGGCGCCAAACCUCUCCGCGGCCUACACGUCUCAGCCACGCUCCCUAUCCAAUCUUAGGGGUGCCGCUGCCGGUAAUCAUAGGAAUAACAACACAGGCAGUCAUAACAGUGGUAGAGGUCUGUCGCGAAAGCCGUCCCUCGCCGUGUUGAGUGAGACGGCGCCGCCUCUGCCCAGCGACAAGAAUAUAUCCAAUGUCCCCCCUCUCCCCUCACCUUCCGACUUUACCAUUUUAAACGACCUCACGGCUUGCAGCCCAGACGGAACCUCUGCCGUCAUGGCUCCCCUCACGCCAGGGCGUGCGCCCCCCUCCCUCUCCGUCGACCCAGUCACUGUCGGCGACACUGUCGAUGUCCCCGGGAACAUGUUUGGAGUCGUACGCUUCGUCGGUCCAGUCCAGGGCAAGAAGGGCACCUUUGCCGGUGUUGAGCUCGAUGCCGAGUUUGCCAUGCGUGGGAAGAAUAGCGGCGAUGUUGACGGCAUCUCCUACUUUACCACAUCCAUUCCUGGGGCCGGCAUCUUCCUGCCCCUCGCCAAGGCCCUCAAGCAAUCCCCCUACCCGGCCACUCUCAGCACCGCCGGCCUCCGCACUGGCUCCCAGAACUCGACAAACUUCACCCCUCCCACGCCUGGUCUCCCCAAGUUUAGCGCUUCCAUCGGUCCAGGUGCCAGGACAUCCAGCCCCGGACCCAAGCGCCCCGGCACCAGCGGUGGCAGACUGUCAGUCCCUCGCUCGGAGUCGCCCGUGCGCCGCAUGCAGAUGACCCCCGGGCCGCGACCCUCGAUCGGUGCCCCCCCGCCGGCCAAGACACCUGGCCGUCAUGCCAGCCCGACUGCCAGCCGCUUCGCCCAGAGCGUACGCGGGACUGCCGGCGACCCCAACAAGAGGUCGGUGGAUCGCAAGCCUAGCAUGCCUGCGCGCAGCAUCUCGGCUCUGGGCUUCGACGACGACCCCCAUAUGCUAGCCCUGCCACAUGCCCAGGCCAAUGGCAACCUAGGGCCGGUGGCGUCGCUGCGCAACCAGAUGCGAUCGCCCUCGCGCGCCCAGAACCGGUCGCCGUCGCGGAACACUGCGCGGGCGGGGGCCACCGACGACCAGCUGGUGGAGCAGCUCCGUGCUCAACUCGAGGACCGCGAGCGGCAGCUCAAGGAUCAGUCAUCGGCGCUGGCUGACAUGGAGGCCAGCCUCACAGAGCUCCAGAGCCUUAUGGAGAGCGCUGACGGCCCGGGGGCUACUGCGCUGGCCGCCGAGACGGAGGGCAAGGACACGGUGCAGCUCCGGGCCCUUCUGCGCGAGAAGAAUGAGAAGAUCUCGAUGCUGACGUCCGAGUUUGACGCGCACCGCGCCGACUUCCGUAGCACCAUCGACGCGCUCGAGAUGGCCAGCACCGAGACGGAGCGUGUCUACGAGAAGCGCAUGGAGGAACUCAUAGCCGACGUACGGGAGCUCGAGUCGAGGAACCUCGACGUCGACUCGGUCGCCAACCAGCUCAAGCAGCUCGAGGAGCUGGUCCAGGAGCUCGAGGAGGGCCUCGAGGACGCCCGCAGGGGAGAGGCCGAGGCCCGCGGCGAGGUCGAGUUCCUCCGAGGCGAAGUGGAGAGGACGCGCACCGAGCUUCUGCGGGAACGUGAGAAGACUGGCGGCGGUGCCGGUACCGGACCCGGCAACAGGAUCUCGAUGACGGCGUCCAAGGAACUGGAGUCGAAAGAGGAUGAGAUCAGGGGCCUCAAGGCCAUCAUCCACUCACUCAGCCGAGACUCGACGGGCAGCGCUGCCGGCAACCGCAAUAGCAGCGCCGCCGGCAACCGCAACAGCAGCGCCGCCGGUAACCGCACCAGUCAGCCGCCAGCCAAUCGCCGCGGCUCCCUCCUCCCCGGCGACGUGAUCGAGCAUAAGAUUGCCCGCGACAACCUGGAGAGGCAGGUGGCGGAGCUACAGUCGAUCUUGAACGAGAAGACGUCGCGCGAGGAGAAGCUGGAGAAGGAGCUUCUCGAACUCCGGGGUGGCAGCAACACGCAGCACCAGCACCAGCGCUCCCAGUCCCAGUCCCAGCCCCAGUCCGAGAUGCAGGCCCAGACGCAGGCCCAGACGCAGGCCCAGACGCAGGCCCAGCGCUCAUCGCUCCGCGACUCGCGCGACACGAUUGUCCUGACACAGUCCCCGGACACGUGGUCGGCCGAUGAGCCUCCCACGCCCGUCCCCUCGGCCCCCGCCGCUGCCGCCAACGGCAGUGGCGGCGGCGACGGCGGUGCCAACGCCGGCCUCGGCCUCAUGCCGGGACACCACCGCCGCGGCACGACGCUGGACACGACGAUCGAGAGCGACGCGCACUCCAACGCCACGGAGAACAGCACGCUGUGGUGUGAGAUCUGCGAGGCUCCCGGGCACGAUAUCCUCACGUGCACCAACAUGUUCGGCCCCGAGGGCGGCAACACGUCGUCGGCGUCGUCUAAGCCGGCCGCUGCCGGUACCAGCGGCGGCCCGCACAAGCAGACCCUGCCCACCAUCCCGUCUCACGACAACCUCCGGCUGGCGGGUGGCAUAGACGACAGCGCCCACCCGGCGCCGCUGUCGCCCUUCAAGGCCGUCCGGAACCCCAACAUAGGAAGCGGUGCUGCGCCCUCAGCCCCGGCGGCGCCCAAGGACCUGCCCAAUCCUACGGACUCGGGUCCCGUGGCAGGCAAAGAGAGCGGCAUCGUGGACCCGGAGAAGUGGUGUGCCGUUUGUGAGCGUGAUGGGCACGAUAGUGUGGAUUGCCCUUUUGAGGAUGCUUUCUGA